GCUAUUGUUCCCGGGCGUGGGGUAACUGCGUAGGAAGCUAGGAUGAUACCACAGAAUCAUAAAGCAUAUGGCAUCUCUAUCAAAACAGACAAUCAGCAUGUCACAGCAAAGGAGUUUCAGGAGGCUAUGCUUAGCUGUAAAUAUUCAGCUGGAAAGGAUAUUGUUCCAAGAGUAGAAUGGAAGAAACUCACAAAUGUUGUCUCAUUUGUGUACUACAAAGAUGAGUUAGUAGGUGAUCUCAAAGGCCGAGCAGAAAUGAUAGAUUCAAGCAUACGAAUUAGAAAUGUUACCAGAAAAGAUUCUGCGAGAUACCGUUGUGAAGUUAGUGUGCCGACUGAACGAGGGCAACAUCUGGCGGAGACUACUAUUACUCUCACGGUGCUGGUGGCCUCAGCAGCGCCAUCAUGCGAAGUGCCCAGCUCAGCAAUGAGUGGAACGGUCGUAGAAAUGAGAUGUAAAGAAAAUGAAGGGUCUCCUGCUUCUGAAUACAGAUGGUAUAGGAACGGUGUUCCUUUGGUGGAAAACACUGGAACUGGCAGUACUAAAAAAGGAAACAUUUCUUACACCAUGAAUAAAAAGACUGGAACACUGCUAUUUAACACAGUUUCAAAGAAAGACACUGGAGAGUAUUACUGUGAAGCCUCCAAUGGAAUUGGACUUCCUCAAAAAUGCUCUGCAAAGCAAAUGCAAGUUGAUGAUCUUAAUAUAAGCGGAAUCAUAGCUGCUGUAGUAGUUGUGGCUCUGGUAAUGGCAUUAUGUGGCCUUGGGGUAUUUUAUGCACAAAAAAAAGGUUACUUUUCAAAAGAAAGCCCUUCUCAGAAGAAGAGUUCUGACUAUAAAUAUACCCCAAGUGAAAAGGAUUUCAGGCACACCAAGUCCUUUGUUAUUUAGAAGAUUUCUGACUCUGAGGGAUACAAAAUGACUACUUGUUAUACGCAGUAUCAAAGGGAUUUUUCUAACUCUUCUGCAAAUACUUGGAUUUGUUUUGAGAUGGUAUAUACUCAUGCAGAACAUCUAUUGGAAGGCCUAGGAUCUAAUGCUACAAACCUAAUCAUGUACUGUAUAACUGUGUUCAUAUUGUUAAUACCAUUAUUUCUCUAAUUUAAGGAUAAUAGUAAAUAGAUAAUAUAAAUCAUUUGAA
Pelodiscus sinensis (Chinese soft-shelled turtle) is the source of this 1141-nucleotide messenger RNA. NCBI's taxonomy places the organism in Eukaryota, Metazoa, Chordata, Testudines, Trionychidae. The record is from RefSeq and is a predicted model, not a curated record.